Messenger RNA from Eruca vesicaria subsp. sativa (arugula), 234 nucleotides. Lineage: Eukaryota; Viridiplantae; Streptophyta; Magnoliopsida; Brassicales; Brassicaceae. The record is from the annotation of a GenBank genome assembly.
AUGAAGCUCUCUCUUCGUUUGAUCCCAGCCAUUCCCCUCUUGUACAUGCUCCUUGUUGCGACAGGGAUGGGUCCGGUCACGGUGGAGGCACGCAUGUGUGAAACGAGUAGCCAGUUGUUCAAUGGACUGUGUCUGAGCACAACCAAUUGUGCCAAUAUUUGCCAGAAUGAAGGUUUUCCGAAUGGUGACUGCCAAGGAUUCCGCCGUCGAUGCAUCUGCAAUAGACCAUGUUGA